GGCUGAGCGGGCGACGCGGCGGGCGGAGCGACAUGGCAUCUGACCACCACACAAGUUCAGAGAAAAGAGCAGGAAAAAUUGAAUUGAAUGAAAUGCAGAAGCAAGAAAUUAAAGAGGCCUUCGACUUAUUUGACGCUGACGGCUCCGGGACCAUAGAUGUGAAAGAAUUGAAGAUUGCAUUGCGGGCCUUAGGAUUUGAACCAAAGAAGGAAGAAGUCAAACAAAUGAUAGCUGAAAUGGACAAAGAAGGAAUUGGCACCAUUAGUUUUGAAAAUUUUUUUGCCAUUAUAAGUGUAAAAAUGAGUGAGAAAGAUGAAAAAGAAGAAAUAUUGAAGGCUUUCAAAUUAUUUGAUGAUGACGAUACUGGGAGAAUAACACUAAGUAAUAUCAGGAGAGCUGCCAAGGAGCUCGGGGAGAAUCUAACAGACGAUGAACUGCAGGAAAUGCUUGAUGAAGCUGAUUGUGAUGGGGAUGGAGAAAUAAAUGAGGAAGAAUUCUUGAGAAUGAUGAAAAAGACCACUUUUUAAUGCUGUUCUGUCUUCUGGAAAGUUGUUAACAGAUUCACAUUUAUUAUAUAAUUCAGUAAUGUAAUAUCUGAAUGGAUUCAUUUUCAAUUUUUAGUUUAUAUACACAGAUUGGUCUUGGUGUCUAUCUGUGUGAAAAGUUACGUGUUUCUACCAAUGUUGUUAUAUCUGCCAUACAAAGAAACAAAGAAAACAUGACAGCUUUCUUGAGCCAUGAAUAUAAGAGCAGUGUUAAUUCCAACUGCUAUUUUUAAAGUACAGGUUCCACAGACUUAGAAUUUUCUUGAAGCCUAUUGCAGUUGGCCCCAUAUCCAUAUAAAUUUGGCAAACCAUUACUUUAUUCUUAUUGUGCGACUAAAAAAAAGCUGAUUAACAUAUUCUUUUUAAUCACUUUUUCAAAUAUGUAAAAUAUUAAAUAAAACUGGUUGGCA
Molecule: messenger RNA, 955 nt
Organism: Sciurus carolinensis (gray squirrel)
Lineage: Eukaryota; Metazoa; Chordata; Mammalia; Rodentia; Sciuridae
Product: centrin-4-like
Exons: 5
Coding region: 33-527 (164 amino acids)
Biological process (GO): nucleotide-excision repair; centriole replication; mitotic cell cycle
Cellular component (GO): centrosome; centriole
Molecular function (GO): calcium ion binding
Source: RefSeq, a predicted model, not a curated record